Messenger RNA from Penaeus vannamei (Pacific white shrimp), 1494 nucleotides. NCBI's taxonomy places the organism in Eukaryota, Metazoa, Arthropoda, Malacostraca, Decapoda, Penaeidae. The record is from RefSeq and is a predicted model, not a curated record.
AUGGCAGCCAGCUCCUUCCACCAGUCAUCAGCAUCCUCUGACUUGGUAUCCACCUCUUCACACCAGUCAGCAUUCUCUGACCUGGCAGCCAGCACUUUCCACCAUUCAGCAUCCUUUAACCGGGAAUCCACCUCUUCACACCAGUCAGCAUUCUAUGACCAGUCAGCCUUCUCUGACAUGGCAGCCAACUCCUCCCAUCAGUCAGCAUUUUCUCACCUGGCAGCCAGCUCGUCCCACCACUCAGCAUCCUCUGACCGGGCACCCACCUCCUCAAACCAGUCAGCAUUCUCUGACCUUGCAUCCACUAUUUCACACCGGUCAGCAUCUUGUGACCUGUCCGCCUUCUCUGACCUGGUAGCUAGCUUCUCCCACCUGUCCGCAUCCUCAGACCUGGCACCCCUUUCUUCACAACGUUCAGCAUCCUGUGACCUGGUAGCCAGAAGCUCCCACCAGUCAGCAUUCUCUGCCCAGUCAGCAUCCUAUUACCUUGCACCCACCUCUUCACACCACUCCUUCCACCAGUCAUCAUUCUCUUACCUGGCACCCACCUCUUCACACCAAUCAGUAUCCUCUCACCUGGUAGCCAGCUCCUCUCACCACUCAGCAUUUUCUGACCUGGCACCCACCUCUUCACACCAGUCCGCCUUCUCUGGCCUGGUAGCUAGCUCCUCCCACCAGUCAGCAUUCUCUGACCUGGUACCCACUUCUUCACACCACUCCUCCGACCAGUCAGCAUUCUUUGACCUGUCGUCCAAAUCUUUCCACCAGUCAGCAUUCUCUGACCUGGGAGCCAGCUCCACCUACCAGUCAGCAUCCUCUGACCUGGCAACCACCUUCUUCCACCACCAACUCCUACCACGUAAGCAUCCCCUGACCUUGCACCCACCUCCUCCCACCAGUCAGCAUUCUCUGACCUGGCACCCACUCCUUUACACCGUUCAGCAUCCAUCCGCUUUCUCUUACCUCGUAGCUCGCUCCUACCUCCACUCAGCAUUCUCUUACCUGGCACUCACCUCUUCACACCAGUCACCAUCCAGUGACCUGGUAGCCACCGCCUCCCACCAGUCAGCAUUCUUAGACCUGGCAGCAAGCUCCUCCGACCAGUCAGCAUUCUCUGACCAGGCACCCACUUCUUCACAACGGUCAGCAUCGUUUGACCUGUCAGCAUUCUCUGACCUGGCACCCACUUCUUCACACCGGUCAGCAGCAUGUGACCUCUUAUCCAGCUGCUCCAACCAGUCAGCAUUUUCUGACCUGGCAGCCAGCUCCUUCCACCAGUCAGCAUCCUAUGACCUGGCAUACACCUCUUCACACCAGUCAGCAUCCUCUGACCUGGUAGCCACGUCUUCACACCAGUCAGCCUUUUCUGACCUGGCAGACAGCUACUCCCACCAGUCAGCGUUCUCUGACUUGGCAGCCAGCUCUUCCCACCAGUCAGCAUUCUUUGACUUGGCAGCCACCUCUUCACACCAUCAGCCUCCUCUGACCUGGUAG